Messenger RNA from Carya illinoinensis, 798 nucleotides. Its product is annotated as bet1-like protein At4g14600. NCBI's taxonomy places the organism in Eukaryota, Viridiplantae, Streptophyta, Magnoliopsida, Fagales, Juglandaceae. The record is from RefSeq and is a predicted model, not a curated record. The coding region runs from base 159 to 524 and encodes 121 amino acids. The transcript has 4 exons.
AACACACGGCGAUUUUUCCAAACAAAAGAGGUUGAAACGAUUACAGAGAAAAAUGACUUGCACUUCAUAGAACAUUGAGGAAUUCUCCUCUCCGGCGAAGACAAGUCCCGGAUGACCCACGCUUCCCUUCUAGGAUUAGCGGUUCCCACUCUCUUCCGAUGGCAAAUCCUUACCGAUCAAGCGAUGGUCUUAGUGCGAGACAGGGCUCUAAUUCUGAUGAGAUCCAACUGAGGAUUGAUCCUGUCCAUGGAGACCUCGAUGAGGAAAUCUCGGGUCUUCAUUCCCAAGUUAGACGCCUUAAAAGCGUGGCUCAAGAGAUUGAAGCAGAAACGAGAAUUCAGAAUGAUAUCCUCUCUGAUUUGCAAUUGGCAAUGAGUCAAGCUGGGGCAGGGGUGAGAAAUGGCAUGCGGAGGUUGAAUAGAACGAUUACCCAGGAGCGCUCAAAUCAUAUCUUGCAAGUGAUUAUUUUUGGACUUGUUUGUUUCAGUGUAGUCUACUUCUGGUCCAAGCUAGUAAGAAGAUGAGGACCUAAAUUACUCCGAAAGAAAGGCUCUGCUACUCGAGAAUCAAAAAGUGUCGAUCUGUGGCCAUCAUGUGUGUCCAGGUGCUAUGAAACAGGUUGCAUCGUAAAACUAGUUUUAUGGCUGCAGUUGUGAAGGUUACCUAUGUAUGAAAGGUUUUCUAUCCUCCCCCCUCCCCAUGUUGCAGCACAUACUUGCUUACUGAUUUUCCAACAUGCGCGAAUUAACAAUGUUAUUGCUUUGAGAUUUAUCAACUUAAAAUGGUUAGCCUUGCCUC